AUGGAGAAGGCGACGACUGAAAUUCGGAUGGAUCGGGACUGGUGGAGUAAGCGGAACGACUACAACGGCGAUCAAAGUUUGGAUGACUCGGGAUGGAAGGACGAUGGGAAGGCGACGAUCAAUAAUUGGAUGGUUCGGGAUUGGAUUGGACAGGAAAAUUCGACGAUUGUAAGAUGGAUGGCUCGGGAUUGGCGAAGAGAAGAACGACGACAACGGCGACUGAAAUUUGGAUGGCUCGGGAUGGAUAGUUGGAUGAGAAGGCGGCGAUCAAAAUUGGAUGGCUCGGAUUGGCGGAUGCUGCAAAACGACGACGACGAUCAAUGGAUUCUGGGGGAAAUGCGACGAUUGAAACAAGGAUGGUUCGGGAUUGGUGGAGGAUGCAGAACGACGUCAUCGACGAUUGAAAUAUGGAUGGCUCUGGAUGGAGUAAUUUCUUCAUAA
Messenger RNA from Caenorhabditis remanei, 441 nucleotides. RefSeq lists its product as uncharacterized. The transcript is spliced from 2 exons. NCBI's taxonomy places the organism in Eukaryota, Metazoa, Nematoda, Chromadorea, Rhabditida, Rhabditidae. The record is from RefSeq and is a predicted model, not a curated record. The coding region runs from base 1 to 441 and encodes 146 amino acids.